ACACCUUCUUGGCUCCUCCAACAGCCAAGUCGAUUCUUCGGCUACUUCAACAGAGCAGCAACAAGAAAGUGGAAAGCAAAUUUUUCUUCCAUUUUCACAUGCACCAAACAGCACUAUUCGUGUUAAUCGAUAUCUGCAGGCAGGUCCACUUAAUGAAUGUCCUGUUUUGGGUUUUCGCAUAUGAGUAUUUUGAUUUGCUGCUUGUAACUUGCAAAAAUGUUGGCGGGAGAUCGCUGAUACAUAUAUAUGUAUAUUCAAAAAGCAAUUCGUUUCUUCAUCCUACACAGGCAGUGCACGAUUCUCGUUUCUGUUUUGAUGAUGUCGCAUGCUUUUGUGCAGUUGGUUGUACUGUUUGGAAAAUGGUGAAGUCUUUAGUUUUGAGUUCCUUGGUAGCAAACUAUACUGUGAUACUGCGCGCGCCUCUGUUUUAAGAAAGGGUUUUGCUGGGGUUUGUCUUCAGCUCUCCAAUUUGUGACAUGGAGCUUCUUUUCCCACUGCAUAUGAUGUGAAUCGUAUGAUGUUCAUUCUUUAAGUCGGUGGUUAUUUGAUUGUUUCCAUUGCCAUAUAUAGGCAGGUUCCUUGCAGGAUUCGGCUACCUUCUGUUGUGUUUAAGCUUUACACUUUAAUUUUUGGGUUUUUGCUGGUUUUGGGGAUCGUGGUUCAGGAUGUUGUUGCUAGAAUUAUUUGGGUAUCUUGAUUUUUGGGUAUUUGAUGGUUUUGAGGAUCUUGGUUCGUGAUUUUGUUGCUGUAAUUAUUUGGGUAUCUUGAUUUUUGGUUUUAAGCGUUGAGUUCUUGCCUCUGGUUGCAGGUUGUUGGUUUUGAGGAGUGCUCUAGUGCCAUUACUACAGCUAGAUUGAUGAAUUUGGUUUGGCAUGGAUUUUGUUUGUGCGAUCUUUUUGGUUUCUUGGUGCUUUGCAUAUAGUUGGCCCGCUUGCAGGAGUAAUUGUCCCGUUUUGCUUAUCAGAAGAGUUUGAGCCAACAUUUGCUGCUCUCUAAGCAUACCUUAGUUUCUUCAUGGCAUUUAGAGUUAUCACCCUUCUCCUUUUCUUUCUUUGUUUGGAGCUACAACACUUUCAAAAUGCACAAGCCUGGAUUAAAUCUGGUUCUUGGUAUUCUGGUUACGGAUCACUGGUGUCCGACAUAGAUUCAUCUCUCUUUACUCACCUCUUUUGUUGCUAUGCCUAUGUUGGUUUCAACACUUUCACCCGCCAGAUCUCCAUCUUAUCCUCCAAUAAUAAUUACUUCUCCACCUUCACUGAAGUUGUUAAGCCGAAGAAUCCAUCAAUCACAACGCUGCUAUCCAUCUGGGUUGGAGAUACUAACUCUUCUUUGCCCUUUUCUUCAGUGACCAGCCACCCUUCCCUCAGAAAGGCUUUCAUUGAGUCUUCCAUUAAAACAGCAAGGCUUUAUGGGUUUCAUGGACUAGACAUUUCCGGGUUUGCGCCAAACAAAGCCUCCAACAUGACCAAUUUGGAACACUUCCUCAACGAGUGGCGAUCCGCUGUUAAAUCUGAAUCAGCAAACUCAGGCAAGUCACAACUGCUCUUGACAAUGGGAGUUUACUACCUCCCAUCUUAUAAUUCCAUAACCUAUCCAGUGAAGUCCAUGCAGAGGAACUUGGAUUGGGUAAUUGUUUCAUCAUUUCACUAUCAUGGCCCUUGGAAUAGUUUUACGGCCCCUCCUGCUGCUUUAUAUGACCCUUACAACUACACUUGCACUGAUUUUGGUAUAAAGGAAUGGAUUAGAAGAGGAUUAUCAGCAAACAAGCUGGUCCUGGGUUUGGCUUACUAUGGAUAUGCAUGGACACCUCUAAAUCCUGAGGAUAGUGAUAUUAGUGCACCUGCAUCUGGAGUUCCAGCCAUUACAGCAAAUGGAUUCGUCAGCUAUAAAGAAAUCAAGCAGUUCAUUGAAAGCCACAAAGCUACUUCAGUGUACAAUUCUACAUAUGUGGUAAAUUACUGCAGAAGUGGAUCAAUUUGGAUUGCUUUUGAUGGGGUAGAGUCCAUCAAAACCAAGGUUUUGUAUGCAGGAGAAAAGGGGCUACUUGGUUACAAUGCUUGGGAGGUCUCUCUUGAUUACAAUUCGGUGCUUUCAAAGGCUUCUGCUAGUGAAGAAGAUAAAGAUCUAACUAAGAAGCUACAUUGGUUAAUUAUUUUGCUACCAAUUGCUACAGUUACUCUUCUUCUCAGCUUUAUAAUAUGGUGCACACAAAUGGCGAAACGAUCAAAAGGGAUAAAGUGUAGACUGGAGAAAUUCCCAUCAAGACCACGAAUUAAUAAAUUGACCUGCAAAAAGCUUGACAACAAUGAUUCCAAUCUGCAAGCAUUCUCUUUUGUUGACAUUGGGACUGCUACAAAUUACUUUUCAAGUGAAAAUAAGCUUGGCGAGGGUGGAUUUGGGCCUGUUUACAAGGGCAUAUUACCUGGGGGACAAGAAAUAGCAGUGAAAAGGCUUUCACAAACUUCUAAACAAGGACUCAAGGAGUUUGAAAAUGAGGUUACACUUACUGCAAAACUACAACAUAUAAACCUAGUAAGACUUCUGGGAUUUUGCUCCGAAAGAGAAGAAAAGGUGCUGAUUUACGAGUACAUGCCAAACAAAAGCUUGGAUUUCUACAUCUUUGAUCAAGAUAAGCGGUUGCUACUAGACUGGAAAAAGCGUGUUCACAUCAUUGAAGGGGUUACUCAAGGGCUCCUAUAUCUCCAAGAAUACUCCAGAUUGACAAUACUUCACAGAGAUUUGAAAGCUAGCAACAUUUUACUGGACAGUGAGAUGAAGCCUAAGAUAUCGGACUUUGGUCUAGCUAGAAUUUUUGAAAAGGACGAAAGCGAAACAAACACAAACCAUAUUGUGGGAACAUAUGGAUAUGUUCCUCCUGAAUGUGUGAAGAAUGGUGCUUACUCUGUGAAAUCCGAUGUGUAUAGCUUUGGAGUUUUGCUCUUACAAAUCAUUGGCGGCAAAAAGAAUACCUGUACAUAUGGCAUCCGUGAAAAUCUAAACCUAAUGGAACAUGCAUAUGAGCAGUGGAAAGAUGGUAGAGGCAUGGAGUUUAUGGAUCCCUCUUUGGAAGAUGCUUCUUCACCAUGCAAACUGUUGAGAUGCUUGUGUGUUGCUCUACUAUGUGUCCAGGAAGAGCCAGAGGAUAGACCAUCCAUGUUAGAAGUUUAUUCAAUGCUUAAAAAUGAAUUUGCAGCUAUUGCCACUCCAAGAAGGCCUGCUUUUUCAAUAAAUAUGAAUGAAGGUAGUGUGAAAAGAUCUGAAUUGCAGCAUGAAAUUGUUUCGGUGAACGAUGCCACAUUUUCUGAAUUAGUUGCCAGAUGACACUGCUGGUGUUGCUGAGGCAUAGUUUAUCAAACAAUCUGGUUGAGUUCUUGCUGUUUUGGAUGUUGUGUUUUACACUCCAUGAAAUGAAAGUAGUCAUUGAUAUUUCUCUGUUCAACAAA
Molecule: messenger RNA, 3443 nt
Organism: Malania oleifera
Lineage: Eukaryota; Viridiplantae; Streptophyta; Magnoliopsida; Santalales; Ximeniaceae
Product: class V chitinase-like
Exons: 8
Coding region: 1015-3321 (768 amino acids)
Biological process (GO): carbohydrate metabolic process; protein phosphorylation
Molecular function (GO): ATP binding; protein kinase activity; chitin binding
Source: RefSeq, a predicted model, not a curated record